Messenger RNA from Sitophilus oryzae (rice weevil), 10126 nucleotides. RefSeq names its product arginine-glutamic acid dipeptide repeats protein (gene Gug). The record is from RefSeq and is a predicted model, not a curated record. The coding region runs from base 1 to 5478 and encodes 1825 amino acids. Lineage: Eukaryota; Metazoa; Arthropoda; Insecta; Coleoptera; Curculionidae. Gene Ontology annotation, molecular function: sequence-specific DNA binding; transcription corepressor activity. Gene Ontology annotation, biological process: regulation of DNA-templated transcription. Gene Ontology annotation, cellular component: nucleus. The transcript has 32 exons.
AUGGCACAAACUCAAGGCGAGAUUAGGGUGGGUCCAGGAAACCAGGUAAAAGAUGUUUAUGCUCGUUUACCCGAAUACAGACCUGGAAUUCCCUCUGAACAGUUAUCUCCGGAUCCAGAAGAUACACAUAUUAGGGAAGAGCUGAGAUGGGUACCUGCGAUGACUUUGGAUUCUGAUCUCUUAAUGUAUUUACGUGCCGCGAGAAGUAUGGCCGCUUUUGCAGGAAUGUGCGACGGCGGUUGUCCCGAAGAUGGUGCUAAUGCUGCCUCUAGGGAUGACACUACUAUUAAUGCCUUAGACGUGCUUCAUGACUCGGGAUACGAUCCAGGCAAGGCACUUCAGGCGUUGGUAAAAUGUCCCGUUCCUAAAGGAAUCGACAAGAAGUGGAGCGAAGAGGAAACAAAAAGGUUUGUUAAGGGCCUGAGGCAAUUUGGCAAGAACUUCUUCCGUAUCAGAAAAGAUCUCUUACCUCAUCGAGAUACCCCUGAACUAGUCGAGUUCUACUAUCUUUGGAAGAAAACACCCGGUGCGAAUAAUAAUAGACCUCACAGACGUAGAAGACAAGGGUCCUUACGUAGGAUAAGGAAUACUAGGAAUAGUAGAGGAGGUAAUGGUGCAUCUACUACAGGUCGUACCAGUGGAGCUGCAACGCCAGCUCCAGAAUCUACUGAAAAUAGGCCUUCCCCUCAACCAGGCGAAAAGAAUCCUGGCGAAACAAGUUCUGUCACAGAGGAUGACAAUGAUAAUGAGAGUGAGGAUGAUAGUGACAGUAGAGAAGCACAAUAUAGAUGCUCACACUGUUUUACUACCAAUUCAAAAGAUUGGCAACCAGGAGGGAAAGAUAGACAAAUUUUAUGUUGGGAUUGUAGAAACCAUUAUAGAAAAACCAAUGAAUUACCACCUCUUGCGCUUCCUAAUUCAACUGCAAAUACUCCACCUGCAGAAGGGCCGGAUGAAAGUCCUCAGCGAAUGCGGACUAGAAAUAAAGGUGCUAAAGAUCAGCCAGCUAAUAACAGGGCUCGUCCUAAACGCGGUGGAACGGAGACACCGGAACCUAAAACGCCGGUGAAACAAAAUGUAACGAGUAACGAAAAGACGUCAUCGUCGAACUCUCUAGGUACGCCAGCAAAGAAGAAAGGAAAGGCCGAAAAACAAGAAACGCCUAUCAAAAACAGAAAGAGAACACAGGAUAAAGUCGAUGAUGCAGAAACUGACGAAAAAGAUGGAGCUGUGUUUAAAAAGAAAAGAGACAGGGCCGAUAGCCCUGCAAGUGUUACUUCUGAUUCUGGCUCGAUGAAUGAUGAACCCGAAUCAAAUGAACCUAGUCAAGAGCCACCUGAAAUUAAUGGGCUUUCAACAAACAUUAGUAUUUCGAAUAAUAAUACAACAUUUAGUUCUACAGUUACCACGUCUGUUAAUACUAUUAUUAGCGCUAAUAAUAAUAUUAUAAUGCAGGAAUCACUAAGUAGUAAACCUCAACAAAUUAAGUGUGAAGAAAUAGAUUCUAAUAUUAUUACUUCGUCUAUCACAAAUGUAUCUCCAACAGUACCUGUUAUAACUUCAAGCAAAAUACAAAAUGCAAAUAAUGUAGAAUCAAUGCCUUUAAAUGUAUCAAUUAGGUUACCAGAAGAUGAAAGAAAGAAUUUAAUAAAAAGAAACUUAGAGGGUGCUUUAGAUAUUAAAGAUCUUAAAUUUAAUCCAGCUGCAAUAAAAUUCAAUCAAGAAGAAAUUAAGAAAGAAUCUGAUGUAAAAUUAGAAACUCUUCAGCCAAAGAAAGAAGAACAAAAGGAAGAUAUUAAAGAGUCAGUUUUAAGUCAGCCAACGUUACAAAACUUUGAGCAACAAAAGCCUCAGUAUAAAACUGAGUUAAUUAUACCAAAAGUUACAGUAGAGAAGCCAAUUAUAAAGGAAGAAUUAGAUUCCAGCAAUGACGCUUCUCUCCUUAGCAUAAGCUCAAGGGAGGAUUCAAGUAGUCAACCGCCUUCCCAUAAUUUAUCCUAUAAAGAUAACUCUCUGUAUAUGCCUCAAAAUAUGAAUAUCAAAGAUUCGAUAAGUUUUGGCAUGAAAGAUCCACCACUUAUUAAUCAUUUACAACCGAAACACGCCAUGAACCUUAAAGAGAAUAAAGAGCCUAUAAUUAAUAUGAAUCAUUCAAGUUACAUUAAAGAUGGAAGGGCGCAAGAUCAGUUGACAUUUGGUUAUCAAAAUAGGGAACCUGUCAGGGAUAGCUCGAAUAAUAGUAGCGGUACAGUAGUAAAAAUGGAACCUAGGGAAGAGCCUAUGGAACUGACUAAUCCCAAUAGAAAUGAACCUCAGCCAUAUGGAAAUAUGCAACCUUUAAAUAUCCCACAAGUUAUUCCAAUGUCUCAGCAGCUGUCACAAUCAUCUAGACCAAAUGAUGAUGACAGGUUAAGACAAGAAAAACAUGAGAGACCUGAGAGAAUCGAUAGACCUGAUCAUGCACAAAUGCAAAACGCUACACCAAUUGGUCAACCACCUCUUCCUAUGCAGUCGAGCAACUUGGUUACAAUUGGUGGAUCUCAACCGCCACCUGGAAUUGGUCAUUAUGGAUUUAUGACCCCAUAUGGUCAUCCUCAUUCGCCUAGGACUUUAGAAAAACCUCCGCCACAACACUUGCAACAGCAACAGAAUGAGCCUCAAAAUCUCAAAAUAAAGCAAGAAGUGCCUGAAAGCUCCCCUCAAAUGCCACCUUCCAGUAGUUUUUCAAGUUAUAGUUCCAGUAGUCUUCCUCCAAGUUCCCAAGGUUUGCCACCUUCGAAUUCAAGCUUUGUUCCUCCACAACCAAGUCAUUUAUCGGAUCCUUUACAAAGUUUAAAAGAUGUCAAGGUUCCUGGAUAUUUACCUCCACCGCAACCUCCUACAUCUCAAACUCCGGGAUCGUCUAGUUCUGAUAGGCCUCCUUCUGGCCCUGCAAUUGACACUAUCAAAAAGGAACUACCAGACUUUGGUGGGUCAAAUACAAGUAGAUCAAGCGCCAGUCCUGCGCAACCUAAUAGUGAAAAGUGCCUCACACCAAAAACUAGUAGUACCCCUACGCCCCAGGUUAUUUCGCAAACACCUCCUCUUCGCCAGCCUCCAUCCUCUCCUCAUUCAGCUAUUAAUUUGAUCAGUCCGAGCAGCAGUACCGGAAGUAUAGGAGGCGGACCACCCUCGCAUCCGCCCGUGUCAUUGCCGGCACCGCCUAGUCAACCUCACCCAUCCUAUCCAAGUAUGCCGCCACCUCAUCUGAUGCAUCCUUCGUUUUUACACUUCCAUGGACAUCCUGGUUAUGCGGCAUAUCCAUUUGGACCUUACUCUUACCCAUAUCCGGUGCCGCAACCGCAUGCCAUACCUCCUCCUUCGUCACGAGCAGACUUGGUCUGCCCACCAAAAAGUAUUGACACGGUGAGCGCUACUGUAAUGUCUGCGCAACAUAGUACAAGUAGUACAUUGACCACCAAACGAGAAACGAGAGAGCCAGAUGAGCAUGGCAGAGAGAGGCACCAAAGUCAUGAAAUGACAUUGACACAUCAUCAAAGUACAUCGCUUAAUAGUUCAAUACAUGCCAGUGUAGAGAAGCAAGACUAUGGAGGAAGCAGUCAUAGUAUUACAAUAUCUCAUAGUACAAGUACCAGUUCAAGUCAAUCUGUUCAGCACAAAGUUAACCAAAAGACUGUUCGAACAAGUUCACCUCACAGUGGGGUCUCUCAAACUACAAUCCAAACAAAUAGCAGUACCAGUUCAGGCGCACCAUCACACCAACAUACCCACCAUCACACUCAUACUCAUCAUGACAGAAUGUCACCAAGCAGCGCAUUGUUAAGGCAUGGACUUCACUCUAAACCACCUCCAGGAGGGCCACAAACAAAUCCUCAUCAUCUUAUGAUACAACCUCCUAAUAUGGGUCAUCAUCCUGGAUCAUUAGGUCCCCCACCUAUGACAGGUAGUUCAUUGGAUGCUCUUAGAGCGCAUGCAGCUCAAGCGGCUGCUAAUAUUCAACAGCAGCAUCAGCAGCAAGGAGCUAUGCAUCCUCCAAGUACAUCGCCAAUGAAUCCUCCUAAUAAACUAAUAUCCGAUGAAGUUGUUAAAAUCGAACCAGACCCUGAAUGUUCGCCGGAAGAAGAUAACCAGAGUAGUCCAAUUGGCCCGCCUAGAGGGCCGUCGCCAGAACCAAGAAUAGAAGAUACUGAGUGUCACAGAAGCCAAUCUGCGAUUUUCCUUAGGCAUUGGAAUAGGGGAGAGCAUAAUUCAUGCACAAGAACUGAUCUAACGUUUAAGCCUGUUCCAGAUUCGAAAUUAGCAAGGAAAAGAGAGGAAAGGUUGAGAAAACAAGCUGAGCGUGAACGCGAAGAAAGAGAAAGAGCUCAAGCACAAGCAAGGAAAAUUCAGACUCCGGACAAAGCAGAUAUUAAGCCACCUUCCAGAGGACCUUUGGAGAGCAUAUCGGGACCCUAUGAACGGUUUCCAAGGCCAGGAUUUACUGACACGCCAGCUUUGAGACAGUUGUCAGAAUAUGCUCGUCCCCAUGCUGGGUUCAGUCCAGGCCAUAUGCCUAGGUCAUUACUACCCACAUCUGUGAUGGAUCCCAUGCUCCAGUACCAGCUGAGUAUGUACGGGCCAGGUGCACGCGAAAGAUUAGAAUUGGAGCACUUGGAAAGAGAGAAGCGUGAAAGGGAGAUCAGGGAAUUGAGAGAAAGAGAACUCAAUGAUCGCUUAAAAGAAGAGAUAAUGAAGACGGGAAUGCGAGGGCCUCCCAAUCCCGUAGAUCCGCACUGGCUUGAAAUCCAGCGACGCUACGCUGCGGCGGGUCUUGCUGGUCCACCGGGCGGUCCACCUAGUUUAUUACCUCAUCAUUUUGCUUUGUAUCCAGGAGGUAGCGCUGCUCAGCUGUCCCAGAUGGAAAGAGAAAGGCUUGAACGUUUGGGUAUACCACCUCCAGGAGGGCCAGGUCCUUCAGGGCCCCCUGGUCAUCCCCAUCAUCCCGCCCACGCUGCAGCGCAACUAGAAGCUGCGGAGAGAUUAGCCUUAGCGACUGAUCCCAUGUUGAAGGUACGGCUGCAGAUGGCGGGGAUUUCUCCAGAGUACCAUGCGCACACGCACGCUCACACUCAUGCCCACACGCAUUUACACCUACAUCCGCAACAGCAGCAAGCUCAACAGGAAGCGGCAGCAGCGGCUGCAGGAUUUCCCUUGCCAGCAUCAGGGACGCCUGGUUAUCCACGGCCAGGCUUAAUACCUGGUAGAGAUGGCCCUCUUGGUUUGCAUCACCCUGAUCUUUUAGGAAGACCUUAUGCAGACCAGCUUGCACAUCAGGCUGCUGCCCACGAACAGCUACAAAGGCAGAUGCUGUUAGAAAGAGACAGAUUUCCUCCCCAUCCCUCGAUUGUUGCCCAACACGAGGAAUACUUAAGGCAGCAAAGAGAGCGCGAACUUAAAGUGCGGGCGCUGGAAGAAGCGGCUCGAGGGUCAAGACAGUAAAAUAAAUUGAUAUUAUUAUAUGGGCCAAAGUUUUAAUACGCUGGACAUCAGAACUAUGGGACAUUUUACGUCCCAGCACAAAAUCGGAAGAGGAUGACCGACAGAGAAUAAAAAUAUGAAAUAUAUCACGUUCGACUUUCGUAGUAAUUUUAAAAUAAAAUAUAAAAUAUAUUUCAGAAUUAUAUAGAAUCUUAAUUUUUUAAAAUAUAUUUUGCAAUUGAUUAGAAUAAAGUUUUGUAUACUGCUGUGGUUGUUAGAUUUAACGUAAUUUAUUAUGAAAAUAGUAUUUAUUAAAAUGCAGAAAUAAUAAAAAGAAAUGUAUUCAGAGAAGCUUUAACAUUUUUUCUUAAUAUAAGUAAGUUUACAAUGUCAAAAUAUGAGCUCAUUUUUGACACCCAUAUUUUUAAUGGCGGACUUAUGAUAAAGUUAAUUUGCGUGUUAUAUAAUUUAUUUUUCAGUCGAAUAUUUUUAUUUAAAAAGAUUCAAGAUUAAAUCUAUAGCUAUAGCUUUAUACAAUUUCCAGUAAAAGAAAAGGAAACACAAGUUUGAGUUUGUAUGCAUAAAUAGUUAAUUUUUUAAAAUCUAGCAAAUCAAUAUUUAAGACUGUAUCUUCAAACAAAUCAAAUAUUUUAAUUUACUGGAAUUCGUUUUUUUAUCUAAUCUUUUUACAUGGACAUUGCUUUUAGAGCCAUAUUUUGACAAUUCAUUUAUAGAAAUAUAUUUUUAGAGAACUUAGACCUCAAAAAGGUAUCACUUGUAAAAAUGUAUUAUCAAUUUUUAAAAAUAUUUUACUAAAAAUACAUAAUCAUUGAAAAUGUGUACUUUAUUUUUCUGCAUUCAGUGUAUAUAUUAUCUAAUUUCAUAAUUAAGUAAUAAUUACAAUAUUACUUUGAUAUCGUUUUAUAGCAAUACAUCUCAAAUUAAAUUUAUUGUAUAUUUGUUUGUACAUUUUUUUGUAUCAAAUGUCUUAUUAUGUCAAACAGCAAUGUAAGUAUUUCGUCUUAAGUAAAACUUGUCAUCGUCUUUUGACAUCAAUUUAACAUAUAUAAUAGUAGAUAUAAUAUUGAUCCAAUUUAAAAAACUUUAUUUGAAAAAGCUGUCUUUUUUUGCACAAGUCUCUGGGAUAAUUUUUUUUGUUAAGAUUGCACGCGAAAUACCCGACCGAUUUUCGUUUAUGCGCGUGUAGAACUGCGAAAUUAACGGACAACAAACGCAACAUUGUUGAGUAUGCGAGUUGACUAGUGGGACAUAGAAGCUAGUACAAAUUUGUUGUAUGUCACAUUUUGUCAAAUUUGGUGUAUUCUGGCUAUCCUAAAAAUUGCGUAACUCAAUCUACCUUCAUUCCUGAUUUAUUUAUUUAAGUUGUUUGGGCGCAAUACAGGGUGUUCCUUAAUGGAAUGCUAAUAUUUAAGGGGGUGAUUGUUGGGCCUAUUCUAAGAAAAAAACUUCAUAUGAAUGUAUGUCUUAAACAUCUUAAUUUUUCAAAUAUACGCAUGGUUUUGAUUUUUAAUGAGAAAAAAUUUACUUCUGGGGUCAAAUAAAUUUAUAUACUAGGGUCGUAAUAUCUAGGCUUGGGUUCCGAUUUUCGUGUGCGCGAAGAGUAUGGUCAACAGGCUCAGUAAAAUUAAGAUGUACUGAAUAAAGAAAGAAGAGCAAGUAUUUUCUCAAGCAUAUGGAAUCUAGUGUCGAAUUAACAGGUUAUGUAAUAAAUACUUCAUAUUUUUGCUCUCUCCGACUUACUAGAUUCUACGACUUGCUAGAUCGCCAUAGCGAUUCACUCCUACACAUGUAAACGCCAACCCAAGGUUUCGCUUACCAGGAUGGUAUACAGAUUGUUAACUGGACAGUUACUUAUAGGGGAACAAUGGCAACACUGCCUAUUGAGAACGCAUGCACUUAUAGGGUUUUCUGCCGACGACGAGCGGGCCGAGGUUGCCAUAUUUCAACCAUAAAGCUCUUGCCGCGAGUAAUAAACCAAUUAACAACCUGUAUCUGCUUUUAAUGCAAUUAGUCUAUAGCACACAAAACGGCAUAUAUCAAAUAUUUAAUUUUUUAUGAAAAAUAGGAAAACUUGAUUGAAAUUUUAUAACUUUUGCUAUAAAGUUAAAGCACCAAAUUUCUAACCGUUUUCUCACAGUAAUCGUUUCUCUUGGGCCAAACUUUUAGAACUGCGUUUUUGUCAAUUACAUAUUUUUAAGAUACGCCCCUUUAUAUGCAAGGCGAUGAGGUAAGUGUACGAAUUUACAGCUAUUUAGGUUAAAACAAUGAUUCAUUUUUAACAAAUAGUAGCCGUAGCUUCUGGCUGAAGCAAAAAUAACUAAUUGUAGUCCGUUUUUUGUCAAAUAUUUCUCUACUGCUAUAGUCAUAUACCAUAUGUCGAAAAAAAAACGGUGUCCAGUUUGCUUUUAAAUGAACAUCGAUGACAUUCUCUAUAUAAUUUUACAUAUAAAAUGACGGCGAUCUUUAUUUCAUAGCCAUCGUUGACGCCGUUUUUAUUUCAACCAUAUGGUAUUUACUUAGUUAAAUGUUUUUAUGUAUAAAGAAAAGUUAAAGCAAUAGUUAACGUCAAAUUCGAUUUUUUUUAAUAGUAUAUUUUAAAAAGAAUUAAGUCGAAAUUGUAUAAAAUCUAUAAUUAAAGAGUGGAAAUACCAACGGGGUAAGCCAAAUUUUUCAAUAUUAAGUUAUUGCAUUUAGGUCGGUUUUACACGCUAUGAGAAAUGCUAGCAAUUAAUCGUAACGAUCGAAUUGUUUCGAUUUAUCGUUGGGUAUAAACAGGAUAUUGUAGCGAUUUAUUGGAAUUGAAGUGAUGAUUGAUGCUCUCCGGCAUCAAUUUCUGCGAAUCGUAACGAUGUUUGAACGUCUAAACAAGUUGCACCGCAUUUCUCGUUACGAUGUCGUUCGGUUUAUGUUUUCCAUUGUUGUUUCAUCGGGUUUUGUGUAUACAUCGAGAAUAGGUAUGGCAGGCAAUUCAAACAGACAAACUCUUCGAGAGUUCUUGAGUGAAUUUAUAGAACUUUAUCGAACUUUUACCUGUUUGUGGCUUUUUAAAAGUAAAAAAUACUCUGACAGGAAUAAAAAGGACUUUGCGUAUAUUGAACUCGUUAACAAAUACAAGGAGUUUGGUCCCUCGGCAGACAAACACUGUUGUGAAAAAAAUUAAUGCCUUGCGUACGGUUUAUAAGAAAGAACUGUCGAAAGUGCAAAAAAUCGGAAAAAUCCGGGGCAAAUCCUGUAACCAAUCCAAACCACACUACUUCCUCCAUGGCAAAAGCUAUUUUGGAGUCGAUAUCGAGAGCUCUCGAUAACGAAAUAUGACAAAACAUCGUUGCGAUUUAUCGUAGCGUGUAAACAGUACUCCACUUUUCCGAUUAAUUGAACCAUAAAUUUGUCAAUCACAUUGUUACAAUUUCUCGUAGCGUGUAAACCACCCUUUAGAAAUGUAAUAAAUAUCAUGCUGCAUGUCCAUAGACGCGUCUAUUUUUUGUGUAUAUUAUACCCUGCUGGCAAGCGAAACCUUGGAUCGGCGUUUACAUGUUUAGGAGUGAAUCGCUAUGGCAAUCUAGUAAGUCGGAGAGAGCGAAAAUGCCAAAUAUUUAUUACAUAACCACUUAAUCUGACGCUAGAUUCCAUGCGCUUAGGAAAUUACUUGUCUUCUUUCUUUAUUCAGUAGGUACAUCUUAUUUUGCUAAGCGUGUUGGCCGUACUCUUCGUACACACGAAAAUCGGCACCUAAAACUAGAAAUGCCCUAGUAUGUAUUUUAAAAGAUAUUUUAAAAAUGUAUUAGUUUCAGUUCUACUGUGUUUUUCACAUUGAUCCCGUAAAAAUAAUUUUGGCACUUACCCCCUUUGGUAUUUCCACUCUUCAAUUAAUGAUUUAUGAUAAAUAUUUAAUAAAAAAUAUUUAAUGUGCAAUAAAUCUGGAAUAUGCCUUAAGUUUGAUUGAGAAAUUAAAAAUAUAGUACCUAAUAUACAAAAAUAUUAAUACAAGACAUUGCUGUUUGACAGGCAGUGACCAAAUUUCUAUUAAAGUGAAAGAAUUGCUACAUCACUAUUUAAUACAAGUAUGAGGCACUUAAAAAUGGAGAAUUUGUAAGAAAAAUACAAAUUUAUUUUGAAACCACUUCUUGUGAUCAUUUUCCAAAUAAAAUACUUAUGAUCUAAAAUGAUUAUUGUACAGUCUUCCUUAAAAAAUAAAUGUUUAUUUAAUAGAAAUAAUUUAAAUAUCUGUUCUACCUUUUAUUUAUUUGUACUUAUAGUAUGAUAUCUAUAGAAGUACAAAAUAUAAGAAAAGUAUUUAUAGAACAGAAUGUUAUUUUAUUACUAUUAUUUUAACAUGACGCACAUAUAUUUACUUUUGUAAAACUUUUGUCUUGUACAGACCUGUAUAAUCUUACGUAAGUUGAGUUCUAUAAGAUAAUGGAAUUAUUUAAAAUUAUUUUAGUAAAAAAGCAGAAAAUGUUUCAUUUUAAAAAAAUGAACCGAAAUCAUGUUUUUAUUUUUUACUAAUUUUAUAUAAUUCCCAUCUUAUGAAAACGUUUGUAGUAAAAUUUGCAAGCAUUUUAAAGUGUAGAUCGUGAUUUUUUGUUUAUUUUAUUGAGUAUUGAUACUUAUCGUGUAUUUUUUGUACAUUUUUGUUUCUAAAUUUAAU